This is a messenger RNA of Sinocyclocheilus grahami, 3185 nucleotides long. RefSeq names its product teneurin-3-like. Gene Ontology annotation, biological process: neuron development; heterophilic cell-cell adhesion. The transcript is spliced from 5 exons. NCBI's taxonomy places the organism in Eukaryota, Metazoa, Chordata, Actinopteri, Cypriniformes, Cyprinidae. Gene Ontology annotation, molecular function: protein heterodimerization activity; protein homodimerization activity; cell adhesion molecule binding. The record is from RefSeq and is a predicted model, not a curated record. Gene Ontology annotation, cellular component: neuron projection. Bases 87 to 3050 code for a protein of 987 amino acids.
GUUGUCUUUUUUAUUUUGCAGAUCAGCUGAAGAACAACUAUGUGAUUGGUUAUGACCAUUCCUUGUGGAUUCUGUAUGCCAAUGGAAUGAACACUCACUACCAGACGGAACCACACAUUCUGGCUGGUGCAUCCACCCCUACGCUGGCACGAAGAAACAUGACCCUACCCGAUGACAGCGGGCAAAACUUGGUUGAAUGGCGCUUUCGUAAAGAGCAGACGAGGACGAAGGUCACAGUGUUUGGACGCAAGUUACGAGUAAAUGGACGGAACAUUUUGUCUGUUGAUUAUGACCGAGCGCUGAGGAUUGAAAAGAUCUAUGAUGAUCACCGUAAAUUCCUUCUGAAGAUUGGUUAUGACACAGCAGGUCAGCCCACUCUCUGGAUGCCAAGUAGCAAGCUGCUGCCCGUCAACCUCACUCGCAAUAGCAAUGGGCAGUUGAGUGCCAUACACUGGGGCUCUGUCUCAGAGAUGGCGGAGUAUGAUGGACAAGGCCGCCUGCUUUCCAGAACAUUUCCUGAUGGGAAGACCUGGAGCUACACUUAUCUAGAGAAGUCCACUGUCCUGAUCCUGGCGAGUCAGCGGCAGUAUGUCUUUGAAUGUGACUCUCAGGGAGGCCUUUCUGCUGUCACUAUGCCUAGUGUGGCACGAUACUCUAUGGAGACCAUACGCUCGGUGUCUUACUACCGCAACCUUUACCAUAUGCCUGAGAGCAAUGCUUCUGUCGCUGUAGACUACAGUGAGGAUGGGAGGCUCCUGAGAGUGGCACAGCUGGGCACGGGACGGAGAGUCCUUUACCGGUACCGCUGGCACAACAAACUCUCGGAGGUUCUGUACGACAGCACUCGUGUCAGCUUCACCUACGACGAGACGGCAGGUGUGCUGAAGACGGUCAAUCUGCAGAGUGAGGGUUUUAUAUGCACCAUUAGAUACAGGCAGCUCGGCCCACUGGUAGACCGGCAGAUCUACCGCUUCAGCGAGGACGGGAUGGUAAACGCUCGCUUCGACUACGCUUACGACAGUAGUCUGCGUGUAACGAGUAUUCAGGGGGUCAUCAAUGAAACCCCGCUGCCUAUUGACCUUUAUCAGUAUGAUGACAUCUCAGGGAAGGUGGAGCAGUUCGGCAAAUUUGGCGUCAUCUAUUAUGACAUCAACCAGAUUAUCUCUACCUCUAUCAUGACUUACACCAAACACCUUGACGGGCACGGUCGGGUUCGAGAGAUUCAGUAUGAGCUCUUCCGUUCUCUGCUCUUCUGGAUCACGGUCCAGUAUGACGAUAUGGGCCGAGUCACCAAGCGGGAGAUGAAGAUUGGCCCGUUCGCCAAUGCCACCAAGUAUAGCUAUGAAUAUGAUGUGGACGGACAGUUGCAGACCGUCUACCUCAAUGAGAAAAUGACAUGGCGCUACAGCUAUGACUUAAACGGGAACAUACACCUGCUGAGUCCAGCAAACAGUGCACGAAUCAUGCCCCUCCGUUAUGACCUACGAGACCGUAUAACUCGUCUUGGAGAUCUGCAGUACGAGUUGGACGAAGAUGGGUUUCUUCGCCAGAGAGGCUCUGAGAUCUUCCAAUACAAUUCCAAUGGCCACCUAGAACAUGUCUACAGUAAAUCCAGCAGCUGGUCCGUCCAGUACCGUUACGAUGGUUUGGGAAGAAGAGUCUCAGCAAAGUCCAGCAUGGGACAACAUCUGCAGUUCUUCUAUGCUGACCUGAGCUACCCAAGCAGGAUAACGCAUGUCUACAACCAUUCCAGCUCACAGAUUACCUCUCUAUACUAUGACCUGCAGGGACACUUGUUUGCAAUGGAGAUCAGCAGUGGAGCAGAGUUCUACAUAGCCUGUGAUAACAUAGGAACACCACUGGCUAUCUUUGCCAGUGAUGGCACCCUCCUCAAGCAGGUUCAUUAUACAGCCUACGGCGAGGUCUGCUCGGACUCCAAUCCUGACAUCCAGUUGGUGAUUGGGUUUCAUGGAGGACUUUAUGACCCUCUAACAAAACUGCUUCAUUUUGGAGUGAGGGAUUAUGACAUCAUGUCGGGUCGCUGGACUGCACCUGACUUCAUGCAGUGGGAGAAAAUCAGCAAGAACCCAGGCCCUUUCAAUCUCUACAUGUUCCGAAACAACAACCCAAUAAGUAAAGUGCAGAAAGUUAGAGACUACUUAACAGAUGUGAACAGCUGGCUGGUCACAUUUGGAUUCCAUCUCCAUAAUAGUAUCCCUGGUUUCCCUAUCCCCAUUUCUGAGAUGACACAAGCCUCUUAUGAACUGGCCAAAAGUCAAGUGUGGGACGACCUGACAGCCAGCUUUGCAGUCCAGCAGCACGUCAUCCGACAAGCUGAAGCAUUUCUAACAUUUGGGGAUCUGCCACAGGUUGAGUUCGGUCAUAGCCAAAGGGCUGAUAAACCCUGGCUGUGGUUUGCCUCAAGCGAUUCAUUGAUAGGUCGCGGGAUCAUGCUGGCUCUUUACAAGGGCAUCGUGAUAACCCGCGCACUAAGCCUGGCUAAUGAGGAUUGCGUCAAGGUUGCCAACAUCCUCAAUGGCGCACUUUAUUUGAAAGACUUGCACUUUAUCAUAGAUGGCAGUGACACGCACUUCUUUGUUAAAAUGAAUUCUCCUGAAGCGGACCUAGCAGCGCUGCGGCUUACUAGCGGACGGAAAGAACUUGAGAACGCGGUGAACGUGACGGUGUCGCAGUCCACAGCUGUGCUAGGUGGCCGCACCCGGCGCUUCGCAGAUGUGGAGUUUCAGAGGGGGGCUCUCACCCUGCACGUGCGCUACGGGGCGUCUCUGGAUGAGGAACGAGUGCGUGUUUCAGAGCUGGCCCGACAGAGGGCUCUCGCCAUCUCGUGGGCACAGGAGCAGCAGCGGGUGCGAAACGGAGAGGAAGGAUCCCGCCUGUGGACUGAGGGAGAGAAGAGGCAGCUUCUCAGCACUGGACGAGUGCAAGGCUACGAUGGAUACUAUGUGUUGUCGGUAGAGCAGUAUCCUGAGCUAGCCGACAGCGUCAACAACAUUCAGUUCCUCAGACAAAAUGAGAUUGGCAAAAGGUAGUGAACAGACCAUGAUUAGCCACUCUGUGCAAUUUGUAAUGGAAGAAUAAGUUAAGCGGACACAUUUAUUACAUUCUCAGAGUUUGUAAAAACGCUACUACUCCUAGUCUAAUAAGAAGAGUACUACCUAGGGGGG